AUGUGGGUGACCAUACUUUUGGCCAUUCUCAACAACCGUCGUGCUUUAGCCGCCGAUGAAAAUAGCCGCUUCUCCUAUCCCGGUUACGUUAUUACCAGCAUUGACGUCGAACCACUUGGAAAGGGCCAUCCCACCUCUCGCGUCAAGUUUCACGCCAGAAUUCCUGGGAAAGUGGACGACACGACCGCACACGUCUUACGCGACGUUGUGGAUUCCGGUGAAACCGUUGGAAAAUGGCCGUUUCGGAGUCCUGUGUUUCACGGCACGGUGGUGCCUCCCGGCCAGCUACAGGCCAGGUUGGAUGCCGAAUCUCCCCGCGUGUCGGAUCGUUGGAAUCCACUGCAGCAUCGCAAAGCAUUGCUCUGCGUCCACGGCUUUGACUCGCAACCGGAAUCCUGGUUGCGUAGAUGUGCGGAAAACUACGGAAAAAGCGACGAGUUGGCUAUUAUUCCAGUUAUUUGGCCAGCCGGCGAUAAAGGGCUUCGUGACUACAUGAAUGAUCGAAAUGUCUUCGUUCCCGGGGCUGCCCGAGCCUUUCAGCCUUUGUUGGACGUGGCCAGUUCCUUGCGCAAAUCAUUGCUUUGUCACAGUAUGGGUAAUUUCGUGCUCAAACUCACGGCACCUCCGCACCAGCCAUCCCGUACCAGCGGCUUAGCGAAGCGCAAGCUUUCCGCACCACCUUUUGAGGAUGUGUACAUGUCGGCCGCCGAUGUGCGGCAUGAUGUAUUUGAUCGCGCCCAAAACGAUCACGACGAUGCUAAUUUGGACUACGGUCGUAAUAUUGCUGGCAUGGCGCAAAAUAAGGUCCAUGUGAUGCACUCCAGAAGCGAUGUCCCUUUGAUGGCCCGCCGAGCGCGGCAUGCAGGCUUACGAGCGUUGGGCAGCAAUGGCGCCAAUAUGAAAAACCUGCACCCGAGUUUGAAGGGUAAGGUUGUCAAUGUGGAUUGCUACUCAUGGAACAAGUGGACUCGAAAGAACAAUCUUUAUCACUCUUAUUUCUUCAAAAGCGAGGCUAUCAAAUACUACGAACAGCGAGACGCCUAGAAAUGAAACUGGCGUAGACAAUUUGCUAAUUAGCUAUAAGAACCGCAAUUUCUUGCACUUCCACACAAACUCUCACUUUGGUCUGUCUCAAGUUGUAUCUCUGAUUUAGAGAAAGCCCAACCAAUCAGCAGCUCUCUACUGUUAAUUCGUUGUUGAUACUUACACUAACAAGUAAUUUCUACGCAUGAAACGUAUAAUGUGUUUUUAUAACAAUACCCAAACAGCGCUUGAUAGGAACGACCAUACCACGAUGACAGCACCGCUUCCCGUCUGCUCAGCGAAGUUAAGCAUCGUCGGGCUCGGUUAGUACUACGGUGGGGGACCACGUUGGAAUCCCGGGUGUUGUUCUUUUUGGGGCUUCUGACCACGUAGAGUAACUUUUUUUUUAAAAAACAAUUGUGUUUUAUGCGAUUAACUGACCGUAAAACCUGGUUUUGGUUGUAUUCAUUUGGUUGAAAUUUUCAAACAACACAUUAGCUUUGGGUUUUGAAGUUCCCCGCGACUCGGCACAGCGUACGAUACGCCCAGUAAAUUCUUUCCCGUCACGAUCCCCCACAGCACGGCAACUUGUGUGUUGACGGCGUAGGUGUU
This is a messenger RNA of Phaeodactylum tricornutum CCAP 1055/1, 1635 nucleotides long. RefSeq lists its product with no specific name. The transcript has 2 exons. NCBI's taxonomy places the organism in Eukaryota, Bacillariophyta, Bacillariophyceae, Surirellales, Neidiaceae. The record is from RefSeq and is a predicted model, not a curated record. The coding region runs from base 1 to 1044 and encodes 347 amino acids.